GGCGUAAUAACUUUCCCUCUGCAAGUUUCUGCCUCUGAUCUGUGAAAGACCGGGAGUCGAGAACAUAACCUUAGAAAAGUUUUAGGCUAGGACAUCUGAAGAAAUGUUGUGAGGAUGUUAUAUUCUGCAACAGUGUGGCAGAUAUUGCUCUAUAACCAUAAACACUAAAGCACAUUUUGGAAUUUUAAAAUCGUGGACACUGAAACACAAUCUUUUAGUAUUUUUUAAUAGUUUUUUUGGUCAUGAAAAUGUUUUCAAAUAAGCACUAUUCGAUGGGGAUUAUGCGUUCCGUGAUGUCUCUACUGUUCUGUGUCCAGGUCGGUCUGGCUUUCUCUGUGGCUGGACAGGAGAACACCUGUGAUGCAAACGGCAGCGUCUACUAUGUAGGAGAAUGGUAUUUUUUAGACUCGGACCAUUGCACGCAGUGUGAAUGCACAACAGAGGGGUCUUCUUGUGCACGGACGGAAUGCACCUCUUUGCCCACGGCUUGCAUCCAUGUCAGCCACUAUCCCACUGAUUGCUGCCCAAGAUGUGAGAAUAUAGGCUGUGAGUACCGGGGAGAGGUGUACGAACUGGGACAAAACUUCCAGCCAAGUGAGUGCGAUCAGUGUACCUGUGACAGUGAUGGCAUCGCCCGCUGCCUAGUGGCAGACUGUGCCCCCCCGCCCUGCGUCAACCCUGUCAACACCAAUGGGAAGUGCUGCCCUGAAUGCCCAGAGGGGCCCAACUGCUAUGUGGAUUUGACCCGCAGCCAGGUGAUCCCAGGGGUGGAACCUGUAUGGGUGGACUCCUGCACAAAGUGUCGCUGUCACGACUCAGGUGACGCUGGCUACUGGGAGGGCAAUCGCUUGGCCACCUGUUCUCGCGUACAUAACUGCACCCCUGAAGAGGCUAGCCAGAAGAACUGAUGAAGUAGUACCAGUCAUUUGCCCCAGUGUAGGGUGAAGCUGCCCCUAGACAGUGAUCUUUGGUCAGCUUUGCAUUUCCUCCCACCAAUGGUUAAGGUUAGGAUUGGGGGACGGUAAGCUGAUCCUAGAUCUGUACCAUGGGGAAACUUCACCCCAGCAUGAUUUCCCCCUGAAGGCUAGGUGGUUAUCAGCAGGACUUGAAGAGGAAGAGACAUACUAACUGACGUACUGUAGCAUGUAGUACCAAUGUGGAUCUAUUUGCGUUCUCUUGUCUAAACCUAAACCUAUUCCAAAUGACUAUCAAUUAAUGAACUUAUGAAGUGGCAGUUCACUCUCAAAUCAAAGUUUGUUCAUGCUUAAAAAGUGGAGUUAACUUAAAAAGUAAAGAGUUAACGUCCCACACAAUCUACUGUCGAUACAUAAAACGUAUGCAUGCAUGACUGUAAGUCGCUUUGGAUAAAAGCGUCUGCUAAAUAUUAUAUAUAUUAUGUUAUAAACUCCAACUAUAAGCCUCCAUCCCAAAUGAAUGGGGAACGAUGGCACUAUCUAUUUUUUGGGAGAUGGAGGCAGAUAGCUGAAUCUACACAACAGAUGGUUUGGGACCAUCUCAUGAUUCUCAUCUUGAUAUUAGACCACUUUUAAGAUCUGAAAACACAUCUGAUUAACUUUUGAACAUUCCUUGCCGAAAACAUUUCCUAAUGUAGUUGAAGGAGGGGGCAGUUUGACCCAACUGCCUCCUUAAACUGUAUGUAUACUGUAAACAAGGAUUAAGCCAGUAAAGUAGUGAAUGCAUAUUUCUAAGCUAGUUGGACUGUUUCGAUGUAAUGUAGAUUAUAGAGACUAUCCUACAUUUUGAGAUGUUACACUUAUUGGAAGAUUUUAUUAAUUUAGGUAUAACAUCUCCAUUGCAUUUGAAUUUGAUGUGAAUGGAACAUUACAGAUAUGAAAAAAUAGGUUCUGAAAGCUGAAGGCUAGUGUAAGAAACAUUAAGUUGUGUAUGAAUAUUAUAGUUUUGUAAACUAUAAACAACUCACUAUCAGAAUGUCAGAGACCCAUAAUUGUAUAUAACUGUUUAAAUUUUGCCAGAUCCCAGGAAGAGUGCUAAUGGGGAUCCAUAAUAUACUGAACAAACAUAUAAAUGCAACAUAUAA
This is a messenger RNA of Salvelinus sp. IW2-2015, 2059 nucleotides long. RefSeq names its product von Willebrand factor C domain-containing protein 2-like. Gene Ontology annotation, biological process: negative regulation of BMP signaling pathway. Lineage: Eukaryota; Metazoa; Chordata; Actinopteri; Salmoniformes; Salmonidae. The record is from RefSeq and is a predicted model, not a curated record. Gene Ontology annotation, molecular function: protein binding. Gene Ontology annotation, cellular component: AMPA glutamate receptor complex.